GAGGUGGAGGCGCAGGGCGCGGGGUUGCGCCGUACUAGCGGUGCCCGCAGAGGGGAGGAGGCGGGGGAGCUCCGCGGCCAGAGCGGGAAAGAGACUCGCCUCAGUGUCGGAGUUGUGGCGCUGCCGCAGCUCGGAUCCUGGUGCUGUGGGGAAACGGGCGCCUGCUGUCCCAUCAGGUUCCCAUCGAAGCGACCCGUGCGAUCGGAAAGAGGGUGAAGAUGGAGGGGGAGGGCGGCGGCGGCGGCGGCGGCGCGGGCACUAGCGGGGACAGCGGCGGCGAGCAGCUCCUUACUGUCAAGCACGAGCUGCGGACCGCCAACUUAACAGGACAUGCAGAGAAGGUGGGAAUUGAAAAUUUUGAGCUGCUGAAGGUCCUAGGAACUGGAGCUUAUGGGAAAGUAUUUCUAGUUCGUAAAAUAAGUGGUCAUGAUGCUGGAAAGCUGUAUGCCAUGAAAGUUUUGAAAAAGGCAACAAUAGUUCAAAAGGCUAAAACUACAGAGCAUACAAGGACAGAACGACAAGUUCUGGAGCACAUUAGACAGUCACCAUUUCUGGUGACAUUGCACUAUGCUUUCCAGACAGAGACCAAGCUUCAUCUCAUCUUAGAUUAUAUAAAUGGUGGAGAACUUUUUACUCAUCUUUCUCAAAGAGAGCGUUUCACAGAGCACGAAGUGCAGAUCUAUGUUGGAGAGAUCGUGCUUGCCCUGGAACACCUGCAUAAGUUGGGGAUUAUAUACCGUGACAUUAAGCUUGAAAAUAUUCUACUUGAUUCUAAUGGCCAUGUGGUGCUGACAGAUUUUGGUCUGAGUAAGGAGUUUGUGGCUGAUGAAACUGAAAGAGCAUAUUCUUUUUGUGGAACUAUUGAAUACAUGGCACCAGACAUUGUCAGAGGGGGUGAUUCGGGACAUGACAAGGCAGUUGACUGGUGGAGUUUAGGUGUUCUAAUGUAUGAGCUACUAACUGGAGCAUCUCCUUUCACUGUUGAUGGAGAAAAAAACUCCCAGGCUGAGAUAUCUAGGAGAAUCUUAAAAAGUGAGCCUCCAUAUCCCCAGGAGAUAAGUGCUGCAGCUAAAGACCUGCUUCAGCGUCUGUUGAUGAAAGAUCCCAAGAAGAGAUUGGGAUGUGGUCCAAGGGAUGCAGAGGAAAUCAAAGAACAUCUCUUCUUUCAGAAAAUAAAUUGGGAUGACUUAGCUGCCAAAAAAGUGCCUGCGCCCUUCAAGCCAGUGAUCCGGGAUGAGCUUGAUGUGAGCAACUUCGCUGAAGAGUUCACAGAGAUGGACCCCACCUACUCUCCGGCCGCCCUGCCCCAGAGCUCUGAGCGGCUGUUUCAGGGCUAUUCCUUCGUUGCUCCUUCUAUCCUCUUCAAGCGUAACGCAGCUGUCAUAGAUCCUCUUCAGUUCCAUAUGGGAGUUGAGCGCCCUGGAGUAGCACAUGUUGCCAGGAGUGCAAUGAUGAAGGACUCACCAUUCUACCAACACUAUGACCUAGAUCUGAAGGACAAACCUUUGGGAGAAGGAAGUUUUUCAAUUUGUCGAAAGUGUGUACACAAAAAAACUAACCAAGCAUUUGCUGUCAAAAUAAUCAGCAAAAGGAUGGAAGCCAAUACUCAGAAAGAAAUAACAGCUCUGAAACUCUGUGAAGGACACCCCAACAUCGUGAAGCUACAUGAAGUUUUCCAUGAUCAGCUGCAUACGUUCCUUGUGAUGGAGCUUCUGAAUGGGGGGGAGCUGUUUGAGCGCAUCAAGAAAAAGAAGCACUUCAGCGAGACCGAAGCGAGCUACAUCAUGCGGAAGCUUGUCUCAGCUGUGAGCCACAUGCAUGACGUUGGGGUGGUGCACAGAGAUCUGAAACCUGAGAAUUUAUUGUUCACUGACGAAAACGACAAUUUGGAAAUUAAAGUAAUUGACUUCGGGUUUGCCCGCCUCAAGCCACCUGACAACCAGCCCCUCAAGACCCCGUGCUUCACCCUUCACUAUGCAGCCCCGGAGCUCCUGACACACAACGGCUAUGAUGAGUCCUGCGACCUGUGGAGCUUGGGUGUCAUCUUGUAUACAAUGCUGUCAGGGCAGGUACCAUUCCAGUCUCAUGACAGAAGUUUAACAUGCACCAGUGCAGUAGAAAUCAUGAAGAAGAUUAAAAAGGGAGAUUUCUCCUUUGAAGGAGAAGCAUGGAAGAAUGUAUCUCAAGAGGCUAAAGAUUUGAUUCAAGGACUUCUUACGGUUGAUCCAAAUAAAAGGCUGAAAAUGUCUGGCCUGAGGUACAAUGAAUGGCUUCAGGAUGGCAGUCAGCUGUCCUCCAACCCUCUGAUGACUCCAGACAUUCUGGGGUCUUCAGGAGCCGCCGUGCACACCUGUGUGAAAGCAACCUUUCAUGCCUUCAACAAAUACAAGAGGGAAGGGUUUUGCCUUCAGAAUGUGGAUAAGGCCCCGUUGGCUAAGAGGAGGAAAAUGAAGAGGACAAGCACCAGCACAGAGACACGCAGCAGCUCCAGCGAGAGCUCCCGCUCUUCCUCCUCCCACUCCCACGGCAAAACCACGCCCACCACGACGCUGCAGCCCGGCAACCCCACAGACAGCACUAACCCAGACACCCUCUUCCAGUUCUCAGACUGAGUGCCGUGGGAACAGGAUGUCCUCGCUAACCCUUGCACCUUAGCUCCCUCAGCAUGUGCCUGAGGUAUGUUCUGUGCUUUAAAAACGCGUGUCCCAUUGUUGUCAUUGGAAUCUGCCUCGUAAUGAAUAUUUUUCGGGGAAACCUGUUUGGUUAUCCUUUUCAAAAGCACUGGACAGACAGCAUUACUGUGAAUAGAGGACACGUGAUAACCUUUUUAACAGACCAGCAUGAUGCCAGCUCAAGAUUCUUCUUGAAACAGCAAAGAUUUCUGUAAUUUUAAUGAAUAGUUAGAUAAGUCACAGAAUUUUUUUCACCUGUCUGCCAAAAAGACUUGAUGACUUCUGCCCUGCCU
Messenger RNA from Acomys russatus (golden spiny mouse), 2965 nucleotides. RefSeq names its product ribosomal protein S6 kinase A5 (gene Rps6ka5). Gene Ontology annotation, molecular function: protein serine/threonine kinase activity; ATP binding; magnesium ion binding. Bases 219 to 2612 code for a protein of 797 amino acids. The record is from RefSeq and is a predicted model, not a curated record. Gene Ontology annotation, biological process: intracellular signal transduction; protein phosphorylation; regulation of DNA-templated transcription. Lineage: Eukaryota; Metazoa; Chordata; Mammalia; Rodentia; Muridae. The transcript has 17 exons.